Aspergillus lentulus is the source of this 465-nucleotide messenger RNA. NCBI's taxonomy places the organism in Eukaryota, Fungi, Ascomycota, Eurotiomycetes, Eurotiales, Aspergillaceae. The record is from RefSeq and is a predicted model, not a curated record.
AUGGCCUUGAACUUCCCUUGGAUUUAUCCUGUUCGCGUCGCCCAGGUAGUGUUCGCGAUCAUCGUUCUCGGAUUGACUGCAUAUGCUGUCAGUGUAGUCCGCUGGAGUGACACCGUCAAUUUCAUGCUUUUCAAUGGCGUCUGGACUGCCUUUGUUGCGACGCCUUAUCUUGCGCUGGCCCCGGUUUUCUUUCCCCAACUGGCGCAUCGUUUUGUCAUCCCAGCUGUGGAAAUCGUGACCAUGAUUUUCUGGUUUGCAGGGUUUAUUGCGCUUGGUGUUUUGCUCCCGUCUCCGGAUUACUGCCACUGGGGUCAAUGCAGGGCAUUGCAAGCUGCAACCGUGUUUGGGUCGUUCGAAUGGGCAUUGUUCCUUGCUACGACCAUUGUAGCUAUACUCGGUGCUUUGCGAUCUGGCGGUCACAGUACGAAGCCUGCCCCGCAAACUACCACCCAGAUCGGAGUCUAA